AUGUCAAACAACAAGGACCAGACCUCUUCCGCUCAGAGCUACCUCGACCAGGCCGCUGGCGCCGUCCAGAGUGCGCUCGGAAGCCUGACUGGCAGCACUGCCGACAAGGCACAAGGCGAGAACCGCAAGACCCAAGCCGCCGCAGAGAAAGACCUCUCGCACGCCACCGCCAAAGCCGGCCCCUUCACGGCCACCGCUUCAGGUGGCGUCGCAAAAGACGACCCGAACCGCAGCGCAGGCUCAUGGAACCAGAACGUCGGCGCGCUCAAGGAGAGUGUCGGCGGCUUCGUCGGCGCCGAGGGGCUGAAGCAAGAAGGAAUCCGCCAGAACGAGGAGGGUAAAGGCCAGGAAGCGCAGGGCCAGCUUUCAGAUCUCGGCAAGGGCGUGCACGACCGUAUUGGUGGUGCAGUUGGGGGCGCGGUUGCGGGGCUUACGGGGAACCAGGCGCAGAGGGCGGAGGCGCAGAGGCAGCACGAUGAGGGCAAGGCGCGGCAGAGGGGCGUUGAGGCCGAUUUACAGAAGCAGGCGCCGCAGUAG
Messenger RNA from Ascochyta rabiei, 537 nucleotides. RefSeq lists its product as uncharacterized. Bases 1 to 537 code for a protein of 178 amino acids. NCBI's taxonomy places the organism in Eukaryota, Fungi, Ascomycota, Dothideomycetes, Pleosporales, Didymellaceae. The transcript is spliced from 2 exons. The record is from RefSeq and is a predicted model, not a curated record.